Xiphophorus hellerii (green swordtail) is the source of this 1837-nucleotide messenger RNA. RefSeq names its product NudC domain containing 3 (gene nudcd3). Gene Ontology annotation, cellular component: cytoplasm. The record is from RefSeq and is a predicted model, not a curated record. NCBI's taxonomy places the organism in Eukaryota, Metazoa, Chordata, Actinopteri, Cyprinodontiformes, Poeciliidae. The transcript has 6 exons. Gene Ontology annotation, biological process: protein folding. The coding region runs from base 163 to 1260 and encodes 365 amino acids.
CAAUAACCGGAACAAGGUGUAUUGUUCUGGAAAGAGGAAAACAUUCGUAAAGAGAGCUCAACUCGUCUCGCUUAUUCUCAAACUUCUGUGUCCUGACGGUGUUUGGCUGUCGGACUGAAUAGUCCUCAGGUUUGUGGACAGACGGAAUCAUUAGACGGUGGGAUGGCGUCGCCGCUGGAGAUGACAGAGAUGUACGACAACGCUCUGCUGGGGAUCCUCCAGCACGUUGGGAACAUCCAGGACUUUCUGCAGAUCUACUUUGGCUUUUUGUACCGAAAGACGGACUUUUACCGGCUGCUGUCUGGUCCUAACGACAGGAUGGGCUUCCCCCCAGGAGUGGCGGAGAAGAUGGUGCUCAAGACAUUUGGGUUGUUUGAGAAGCUGGCCGAACACGACAGAGAGCGAGGGCUGAGCGAGCAGCGACAGAGGGGGGCGAGCUCGCGUGCUCCCCCUGCUGCCCAGGAGGUGGAGGUGUCCUCUGAGCUCUGCCAGGCCACCGAGGAGAAGAGCAGCGCGGAGCCGCCGCGGACUGAGAGCGCUUCCUCUGACGCGGGCCAAGUUUCUGCUCCUGCAGCCUCUGAAGAUUCUGGGAGAUCGCAAGCUGCUAGCAGCGGACCAGGAGGUGAAGAAGGACAGGCAGCGGCUAGCCGUACAGCAGCAGCAGCAGCAGCAGAAGGAGACAGACCUCAGAAUGAGUUCCAGUCCAACCCGGACAGUUACAACGGAGCCGUGCGGGAAAACUACAGCUGGUCCCAGGACUACACCGACGUGGAGGUCCGCGUGUUCGUCCCCAAGACGGUGGUGAAGGGCAGACAGGUCAGCGUUAGCCUGCAGAGCGGCGGCCUGCGAGUGAGCGUGAAGGAUGGAGCGGAGGAGAGAACGCUGAUGGAGGGAGAGUUCACGCACAAGAUCAACACCGAAGAGACUCUGUGGAGUUUGGAGCCUGGGAAGUGCGUGCUGCUUUCUCUCAACAAGACGUCCGAGGUCUGGUGGAACGCGGUGCUGAAAGGCGAAAAGGAGAUCGACAUCAACCAGAUCAACCGCGAGCGCUCCAUGGCAACGGUCGACGAGGAAGAGCACGCCGUUCUGGACAGGCUGACGUUCGACUAUCACCAGAAGCAGCAGGGGAAACCGCAGAGUCACGAAAUGAAAGUGCAUGAGAUGCUGAAGAAGGGCUGGGACGCAGAGGGCUCACCUUUCAGGGGCCAGGAGUUCGACCCGUCCAUGUUUGACAUCCCGCCCAGCGCCGUGCAGUUCUGAGAGGCGGCUCGGGCCGGGCCAAAGACCAACCGACUCACUUUUAUCUGCAGGACGCAUCGCAGGACGGUCAGACGGCGGACAUACAGGAUCAUCAAAUAAGAAGGGUGGAAGGAGAAUAAUGACAGAGGCGCGUCCUGAUGGCAAACACCAGGUUGAUGUUUUAUCAGAGUGAACGGUUUUAUUUGUUCGGUUAUUAUUUAUUGAGAUCCGUUGUGCCUAUUUCUUUUGUUUUCUGGUUUGAUUUUGUGGAACCAGCUCCCCCUGUUGGUAAACGUCUGUACAACAGGUUUCCUGCUAAAGUCUCAACCAAAGUUUCGGGAGAUUCAACCCAGUCCUGCUGCAAAUAUCUGCUUUUGUCAGUGCUGGAAAAUGUCAUGGAGAUAAAAGGGUUUUUUUUUUUCACCAAUUCAUCAAUUUCUGUCUAAUUUUAAAAGUCAAAGAAAGACAAAGAGCUGCCAACAACAUUACACCGACAGACAUUUGAGCAAAAGGGCGACCUGAUGGGAUGAUUGUUUGGUUUAGUGCUUUUCAAAUGAUUUGUUGAAUAAAAACAUGUUAAAUAUUUAAAAAAAACCUU